UGCAUCAUCGCUCAUCAUCCCCCAUCAUCUUCCGCACCUUCUCCCUCCCUCUCUGUCUGUCCAUCUCCUCCCUCUUUUGCGCACAGAGCAGUCAGAGCACACACACGACUGCACAGAAACACAAGAGAGACAAUAGAGAAUAGUUUGGGUCAUCAUGCUGCUUGGAUUAUUCCUGUAAGCAACAUGGCGCUCUGGACUGUGAGGUAGAGGUGAACAAUCUGUGACAGCGUGUGUUCGUCCCUGGCCGAAAGUUCCCGCAGGUUUUCAUGUUGCCAACUGAGAUUUCAGGAGGAGUGUGUUUCACCUCAAGCGAUCACACUGAGGGAAGGAGAGAAGGGAUGAAAACAGAGGAAAGCCAGCAGUCUUGUCUGCAGCAGCCUCGAUCCUCAACGCCUUUCGGUCCGGAGUACAGAGGGGGGGGAGAGCUGUGUGCGGGCUGCGAGUCUCCCAUCGCCGACCGCUUCCUGCUGCGCGUGAACGAGCGCUCCUGGCACGAGACCUGUGUCAAGUGCGCUGUGUGUUUGAGUGCGCUCACCGGGACCUGUUACUGCAGGGACCGGCUGCUUUACUGCAAGCCUGACUAUGAGAAGCUAUUUGUAAGGAAGUGCAGUGCCUGCCUGCAGGUGAUUGGACGUUCGGAGCUGAUAAUGCGUGUGCAAGGCCAGGUGUACCACCUGGGCUGCUUCACCUGCUGUGAGUGUGAACGCCGGCUGCAAAGAGGUGAUGAAUUUGUGCUGAAAGAAGGCCAGCUGCUCUGCCGUAUGGACUAUGAGAAGGAGAGGGAAAUGCUGGCUGCUAUUAGUCCCACACCUACUGAAUCAGUGAAAAGUGAGGAUGAGGAAGGUGGAGGUGGCUCUGGUGGGGGAAAAGGUGGUGAUGAAGGCAAGGAGCACAAGCGUUCAAAGAGGCCACGUACCAUCUUGACCACACAGCAGCGCCGUGCUUUCAAGGCCUCCUUUGAAGUGUCCGCUAAGCCUUGCCGUAAGGUGAGAGAGACACUGGCUGCUGAGACUGGACUGACAGUGCGUGUUGUGCAGGUGUGGUUUCAAAACCAAAGAGCCAAGAUGAAAAAGAUAGCUCGCCGACAGCAGCAACAGCAGCAGCAGCAGCAGGAACAGGAGCAGCUGGGAGGAACACGGAGAGGACCCAGCAGAGGAGGCCGCCAGAGCAAUGAUGACAGUGAGGAUGGCUCUAGUACCCAUGGCAUGGAUGGGAUACUGGGGUAUACUUCUCUGCCACGUCAACAGCUACUAGCUCUGGACCCAAACAUCUAUGGUGGAGAACCAUUUCGACAUGGGCUUACACCGCCACAGCUGAGCAGCGAACAACUCCAUUCCUAUGACUCAGAGACAGUGUUCCAUGACCUGGACAGCGAUGGAAGCCUCGGUCACCUUGGAGACUGCCUCUUAGCAACAGGAGAUGGCAGUCUCCUGGCAGGGCGAGUGGGAAAUCCCAUUGACCGUCUCUACUCCAUGCAGAACUCCUACUUCACCUCCUGACCCUUAUAAACCAGCACCCUUCCCCUCCUGUUCCACCUUUCACCUCAGAGAUGCAGCUAAUGGAGUCUGUCCAUCAACAUGCCUGUGGGACCACUCUCCAUGAGAAUACCUACACCAAAACACACUUCUGAGCUUUUAUCACAGGCCAAAAUCAUCACAAGUCAAGCAUAGUCACAAUAACAACUUGCAGCAGAUUGGCAUGCUUCCAUUACCAUUUCUCGGUGAGAAUCUCAUGCUGGAAUUACAGACACUGUACAUGUCUAAGAAAUGUAAAAGGACCUUAAUUUCUCAUGUUGUAUUUAUGUAAUGUUCAACACAUUUCAUGGCACUUUCAAACUAAAAAAGACAAUUAAAAGACUCUUAUCAAACAUUGAUAUGUAUAUCAUGAAUUACAGAAGAUAAUUGUGGUUGUUGCAAGAGAAUUCUUCAAUCAAGUUAUGUGUAUUUAGGUUUUUCAGCAGGUCUUAUAACCAGAAUUAGUGAAUUGCUUUUUUUUUUUUUUUUGGACAAGACUAGUGAUUAGUUAGAAUAGGUGUGUGAAAGACUGCAGCGUAUGCAAUUAUGUAUAUGGAUUGGAGUUCUUUUUUGCUCUCAGGUUAGUGUGUAUGUUUGUGUAACCUGGGUUGAAGCUCAGGAUAUUCAGCUGGAUAAUAUUCAGUUUAACUUGCCCAAUGACUCCAAGAUAAUAGAUUGUAAAGAGGGACACUUUCUCUGUUUAAAAUGUUAAUUUCAAACAACAUUCUUAGUUUUAGUGAUGCAUGAUGUAUAUCAAAUGGACCAAAAUAUCAUUUUUUGUUAGCAUUUGGUCAAUAUUACAGGGUCUUUUAAGAAGCCUUAAGUGGAAACAGGGUUACGUAGGUUACUAUUACAUAAACCUUCCUUCUCUUUUGUAAUUAAACAAGAAGCAGUGUAGUAAAUGACAACAGAAAUAUAAUGCCCAAAGUUAGGACACUGGGUUCACAUGAUGUACUCAGAAUGUAUAUGUGAGUAUGACUGUGUUACAAUUAUUUGUAGUCACUUUCUGUAAUAAUUUCCUUAUCAAACAUCUCAAAUAAGAUGUUGUUAGGUAGAUAUUUUGUACCUUCUUCUGUGAUAAUCUGCAUAUAUUUAAACUGUAGCAUGAUAUUUAUGUGUCUCAAGGUAGAUCUAAAGGAAUAGCCUCUAAACUGGAGUUAAAUAGCAAGUGUUGCAGAAAGCAUCGGGAGAAGAGUCAUAAUGUGGUGCAGAAUAAAAUAGGAUUUGGGUAAUACUUGUUUCAUUUAAGUGCCACUGAUCAGCUACAGCUUGUGAAAUUAUUUCAUGGCGUUGUGUUUAUCUCUGAUCCCAGACUCAUGGUAUUUUUACAGUGAUAUUUUUGUGAAUGUAACUUAUUUGUGAGGUAAGUUCCUAUCUUACUUUUUUGUUCAGUGACUGCUAGGUGAUGUGCUUUGAAUGUAAUGUUGCUGUAUCUUCAAUACAAUCUACGGUUUCACCUUUGGA
Notolabrus celidotus (New Zealand spotty) is the source of this 2978-nucleotide messenger RNA. RefSeq names its product LIM homeobox transcription factor 1, alpha-like (gene lmx1al). Gene Ontology annotation, cellular component: nucleus. The record is from RefSeq and is a predicted model, not a curated record. NCBI's taxonomy places the organism in Eukaryota, Metazoa, Chordata, Actinopteri, Labriformes, Labridae. Gene Ontology annotation, molecular function: RNA polymerase II transcription regulatory region sequence-specific DNA binding; DNA-binding transcription factor activity, RNA polymerase II-specific. Gene Ontology annotation, biological process: neuron differentiation; regulation of transcription by RNA polymerase II.